AUCGUAACAAGUAAAUCCCUACGCGUUCGUCGUAAAACGUAUUACUCCGCGUGCACCUUAUCUGACACCGGUGGUUGAUCGGGGUCGGAAAGAAGCCACUAGUUUGGAUGUGUUGUGAUGUAUUAGAUAUAUAUAAGGUGUUUUUUUAACUUUUACUAUGCAGAUGUUUUGGAUUAUAUACAAAGUGGAUCUUCUGUUCGGGAUAAUUUGAUAUCUCACCUGGUCGUUUCAUCAGGUGUGUAAGUGGAAGAUCGUUUUCGAAAACGUAAACAAACAUGGCUUCGAAGUGUCGCAAGUUCGAGCCCAAUAUUUUCAACAAAUUGAAGUGCCAGGCUUGUUUCGGUGCCAAGGAUGCGCAUUCUGCAGAAGCUUUACAUAACAAUAAAGUGUCUCGAAAAGUAUCCAAGUGUGGAUUCCUCUUUGUGGCGCCAGAUUUUGACUUCAGCAAUCCACUGGAAAAAACCAAGAGAUGGCAAAGAAGAUUCAUGCGUUUGUAUGAUGACGGUGAACUUACCUAUUGUGUUGAUGAAGAUCCAGAAACCAUUCCGCAGGGGAUCAUUGAUAUGAAUAAAUGUUCGGCAGUUAAUAAUGGAGAGAAAGUAACAUCUCAUACCUUCUCUCUAGAAAUCGUCACACCAAGCAAAAAAUACUACAUUAAAGGCCAAUCAAAGGAGGAGUACCAGUGGUGGCAUGAUGUUCUGCAAGUCUUCCCAGGCCGACUUACCAAAUCCAAGAACCGAAGAUUUACCAUGCCUAUAUUUAGCAACAAGGAAAACGUCCAGCCAGCACCAUCUAGACUACCAAGUGCAAGUAGCAUCACAGAACCAGAGACCCUUAUAAAUGGAAGAUUCAACGUAGAGAAAGUCAAACCCAAAGAACAACAAUUCUCCACAUACAGGGGUGUCCGAAACAUGAAGCACAAGACAGACAAACAUUAUCAGGAGGGUCUACGAAAAAGCAGCAGUUUACACGAUCUGUCUUCUGCAGAAAUGGACAAAGAAGUAACAAGAGACUUGGCAGAAACUCGAUAUUUAAGCCGCUCCGGUGAUCGCUUAGAUAGCGUAAGUGGGUCUAGUGAAACAUACAAGUCAAAUGUUGCACGAGUCUUGUCCGAUUCAAAUUAUAUCAAUAAUCCUUACUUUACAAUACCUCGGCGGACAUGGCAAACCUUGGCUGCUAAUUAUCACCCUGCAUCAACCCCUGUUACCCCUGCUUCUGUUUCUACUGCUGCAUCUUCAAAUUCUUCCCCUCCCCAGCCUACACAAGUGACCGGUAUCCCUGCUUUGAGGCGGGGAUCUCUGGACGACAAGACCAUUCCUGUUAGCAAUAAGCCAAAGAAUGCCAGUGAGAGGGCGCGGCUACACAGAGAGAGGUCAACAAGUCUGAAGGACUUCUCCACCCAGUUGUCUCUAGCCAAACAGGAAGGAAGCAGUCGGACAUCACUGACAGGGCUGGACAGGAUGUCGUCACGUAGCGACUCCCAAUCAGUGGGCAGACAAGGUGGUCAUCCUGAAUAUGAGUCGCGCAAUAAUGAAACAGAUGAACACAAGAUGGCCAAAUCGUCAGAGCUACAGGCUGCCAACAGAACACAAUCCUCACCUGUAAUUAGUGGAACCCCAAGUCAGUCCUCGCGAUAUGAGGAUUUGAUGUACAUGAAGAAAGGCUGGCUAAUCAAACAAGGGUCAUCUGAAAAAGAUUGGAAAAAACACUGGUUUGUACUGACCGGGAAUUCCCUGCGAUACUACAAGGAUGCCAAGGCCGAGGAAACCAGUACAUUGGACGGAAGAAUAGACCUGUCUGGUUGUUAUGACAUUACAGAGGUCAAUGUCGGCAGAAAUUACGGAUUCAGGAUAAAAACAAGUAAUGGUGAGUACAUCCUGUCUGCAAUGACAUCAGGUAUCCGCAACAACUGGAUGAAAGCAAUACGACUUGUUAUGGAUUUACAGCAGUCUGGUGGAUCAAAGAACAACUCUGUUGACAGUGAACAUAGCUCAGGGGAGGAUCUAGAAAUUAACUUGUCUAACAGUGGACGAUUAAGUUUAUCCUCAGACAGUCGCAGUAGCACAGAAAGUCCAAAACCGGCUAAAAAGGAACCAACUAUUAAAAAUAUUCGUCGUCAUUACUCAGAUGUGAGCCCAGGCAAUGUGGGGAAAAUGUUAUCUGUUAAAGAGGCUCUUCCAAAUUUGAACUUAGAAAAUAUCACCCUACCUUCCUCUAUGACAGGGGGUUCUCUGUCUUCCAGUAGGGAAAGUUCUGUAGAUAAAGAAGAUGGAAGAAUAAAGCCAAUUAUAAUCACAGAAACCCCCUCUCCAGAAUUGGACCCGCUUUCCCAAAGUACCAAUAAUAUACCAUUCAGAAGCAGUGACCAUGUUUCAGCUGAAUCAGCAGUUCUUACUUCAGAAAAUAUGUCACUGGGAGUUAGUAGUGAAAGUAGGAAGGAAGAAGCAGAAAAGCAAAGGCGAGCCAAAUCACCCAGUGCAAAGGUCAAAGACAGGUCACGAGUCAGAUCACCACGAUUACAUUCCCCACAGGACACAGAUGAAGAGCUCCCACCCGAGUCCGCUUCUGACCGGGUAGAUGGAUUAAAUUCAAGUAUGGGUAGUCUCCAUGAGAGCAGGACAGGCAGUACAGAAGAGGCCCCUGGUGGUGCACUGGUUGAGAUUCUGGAAACUGAGGUUGAUUCCCUGAAAGAUCGACUUGAUGAAAAACACAAGGAACUUGUGAAAAUGCAUGAAUCAAAUCAGGAUUUGAAAUCUCGUCUGCAGACUGUUGUCAGAGAAAAGGAUAUAUCCCAGCCUCCGCAUGAUCAGCAGCAAUCGCUUAAUCAUAAUAUAGCGGAACAACAGGGAGAGGGUUCUCAGAACACAGAGGUUACAACCAUGAGGAGACAGGUGAAGGAGGCAAGGGACACAGUUCAAAAACAGAAGGCAGAAAUUGACAACCUUAGGACCAAAUUGAACAUGUCUGUCUCAAAACUCACAGGGACAGAGAAGGCCCUAUCUGAAGCCCUGAAAGAUCUCAAGCUAGAAAAGGACAAGUUCAUGAAAAUGUCCACUGACUGGAAUAAGAGAAUACGAAAUCUGGAACUACAGCUGAAAGAUUCAAAUGUGAAAAUGGAAAGUCAACAGGAAAUGCUGAAAAUGAAAGAAAGUGAGAUUAAACGUCUGGAGUCUGAUUUAAAAUCCAAUCUUCAGAAGAUAAGGGAACAUGAAAGAGAGAUUCUAAAGCUUAAAGCAAUGGAAUUGGAGUAUAGACAACUAAAAGGGAAACUGGAUGAAGUCAACAGGAAAGUGACGGAACUGAAGAAUGACUUGAAAGAGAGGGAUCAAAAUAUGAAGAAACUUGAAAGUGAUUAUGAGCAUCAGAUCAGUGACCUGGAGCAAGAUUUUUCAAGAGAGAGGGAUGAUAUGGAGCAGCACAUGGAAGCCAUGAAGAAGCAAUUCCUAGAGGCCCAGAGGCAGUCUGGCAUUCCGGAAAAUAUCGCACAACUCAUGGCGGAAAAGGAUGAAAUCAUCGCACAACUGGAAGAGAAACUGAUUGAAAAUGACAAAAAGUUUGGAGAAUUAACGGAUGACUUCCAAGCAGAGAUUGCUGAUAAUGAAGAAUUUCAAUCCAGGCUUGGUCAACUCCAGAGGGACAAAGAGUUGGUGGAAAAGAAAGUGCAGGAGUUGGAAAGAUAUCAAAGAAAAGCUAACCUGGAGAAGGAGAGACUGGAGAGGGACAGUAAAACUCUGAAGAAAAGUCUGGAUAAUCUCAGAAGUGAAAAUUCACAACUUAAUGCCCAGAUAGCUUCAGACAGACAAUCAAUGUCCUCCUUGGAGAAAGAGAAGAGUAGUAUAGAGUCAAAAUUACAAAGAGGGUCAGAAUCUCGUGAAAUUGAGGACGAAACUGCCCAAAAACUUAUUGGAUAUAUUAUGGAAGUGGAUUCUGAAAUGAAAGAAGUUGUGGAAGUUGUGCUCAAGUCGAAAAAAGGACUUGAAGGAUAUAUUUCAGGGAAGAGGGGUGAAUCUCAUAUAUCACUUCAGGAUUUAGCCAAACUUGUAGCUGAUAUUGAAAAAAGGUGUGAGGGUGUAAAUGACAUUUUGAAAGAGUCGUUAUCACUUGCAGUAGAUGGGAGUUUGAAAGUUAGUGACACCACAGAUAUCCAACAAAAAUAUGAGCACGUUCUAUCUGAAGUGACAAAGUUAACAAAUGAACUUGAAGAUGCAUAUGUUCAAUGUGAAGAAACUGAAAUGAAAGAAAAGGAAAUGGAAGGAAAACUUAAUAUCAUGACAACACAGUAUCAGCAGCAGAUUGAUACUCUGAAUGCUAGAAUUGACCAGCUUUCAAACAAGUCAGGAGUUCCCAUUAAAGUAUCAACAAAAAAGAAGGAUGGUAGAGCUAAAACUCCAAUGGAACUUUCUGAUGAAAUUGAAAAACAGCUGAAUGAAUUGGAAGAUAGGAUCAAUUAUGUGGACAGUGUUCUCAAAAAUCAAGACAAUGUAGAUUCUUUUUCAGUUAAUGAUAACCUGGCGAGUUCAUCCGAGGAAGAAGAUUCCGAUGGUUUCCUAAGUUCAGAUGAGAAAGAUUCUGAGGAUGAGGUGGAUGCAGGAGAAACUAGUGGAUCAACUGUUGCAGACAACCAAGUUAUCUUGAGCAAACUGAAGGAAAUGAAAACACAGCUAGAGACCACAAACCACAGGAUCAAGGACAUCACUGGAGAUCUGACAGACCAGACCCUGAGUUCCGUGAAUGACUCGAAUGGAGACAUGGAUGAGGAUCUGAGGAAGACCCUACAGAAGUGUGGAGAAAAGAUUGACAGUCUCACACUACGUCUGACUGAUAAAGUCAGGAUGGUCAACUCGGGAACAGGGAUAUUCGAUGCUUCUUCUGAUAACACACUGGCAUUUAAACAGUGUCUGAAACAUCUGAAAGAGAAGCUACAAGACAUCAAUAGCAAUAUUGCUGCUCGUGAGUCUUUAGAUGCCAAAGGUUUGAAAACUGUUCACACUAAACUUUUGCAGCUGUCUCAGUACAUUGCAGAGUUACAGAAGUUUGAGAGAAAUGACUUUGAUAUUUUAAGUAAAAUGUCUCGCCACGAAGCACGUGCUGCUGCAAUGAUGGGAGAAAGGGAAAGAGCAUCUAAAAGAGGCAAAAUGUCUUUGGAGGACAAAAUGAAUGUUUAUGCAGAUAGGCUUUCAGUGGAGGCUAUCAUUCUAGGUCAAAUGGCUUACAUGAUGCAGAGACACCAGAUGGGUUGCUUGAGCAGAGAUGUCUUGAUGAAGGAAAUUCAGGGGAUAAACAGUGUUAUUCUAGAAAUGGAAAGACGAAUUGACAACUCGACUCGAGAACUUAGCAACUCAGAUCAGGAACGGGAUCCAGAUUUGGUGUCUACUUAUGCUGAAAUGCUGGCUGAGAAGAUAGUUUUAGAAGGACAGCUAGCUUCUUGUGUUAUGGCAGAGGAUCAUCAAAACACUGAUGAUAUAGCUAUUUUGUCUUCCCUGAACAUCACCGACAAUCCAUCCAUCUUAGCAAUGGAGGUGUUCCUUAGGUCCCAAGUAGAUUCAAAUGUUCAUCAACAAUUAAGUAAAUCUGUUAGAGAGAUGGAGGAACUAUCUGGACACAUUAUCAGUAGGACUCUAAUACAAGGGGAAAUUAGUCAUGCCCUUCAGAAGCUCAAAAUGAGAUUCAACUCUCAUGUGGAUUCUGAGGAAUUGAAAGAUCUUCUCCAGAGGGAGAGAAAAUUCCUUUGUGAGCAACUCCAAGAUAGGUCCCAGAGUCUAUAUAAAUCUGUAGCAGAUUACCAAACCUUAGUUCUUUCAUGUAUAAAUUGCCAUAUCAACCUUACAUCUGGUCACAUCAGGGAUUCACUUAGUUCCACAUUGGUAGAAAAAUUCCAUAAACACAUAUCAAGUAUGCAAGAGGAGUUAAGUGAAGUAGAUGGUAUUGAGCAAGAGAGAAUCAAACAGGUGAUAUUAGCAUUAGAAGAAGACUGUAAAUUGGCAAAGAGUGAAUUAGAAACAUGUGAUGGCAGUGUGACUAGUGAGUGGGCAGAGUUAAAUCUUGUUCCUCCUGAAACUGUGUUAGUGGAGUGGACUGACAUUCUGAUACUGCGUUCUGUCGUGAGGGGAACUAUCACCUAUGUAAAUGCUUUAUAUAGUUCAGGACAUUUGGCCGUCAGUGACGUGUUUGGCAGAAUUCAUGAAUCUGAUAUGAAUGAACUCUCCAUGCAUCUGGGAAGUAUGUUAGAGAGAGAGGCUGCUUCCAAACAAACUUUAGCAGCAGAACUGAAGACCCAUGCAGUUGGCAGUUCUUCAAAGAUGGAGAGAGUAUUGGAGCUAGUGGACAUCAUUCCUGACUUCUGUGUAUUUGAUCCAGAAAAUCUAAAUGAGUAUGCAAAGAACCUGGUACGUGAAGCUAUGUACCAAUCCCAAGUAACCUAUACCAACUACAAGACCAGACUUCAGCACGAGAAAGAAAUGAGAGACAUGAAAAUCAAACUGGAGGCAGGACAGAAAGUGGACUUGCCAUCUGAAACCAGCAGAGAGACUGAGAAUGACAUCAGGCAAUCAUUGUCUGUGUUUGAAGAAAUCUUGGAGACAAAGUUUGAGGAUGAAUGUGAGGUACUGAGCAUUCUGGACAAGCAGAUGAAACAAUUUCAACAUGUAGCAGCCAGUCUCCUGUCAGGUGCAGAAGCCAAACAGUUUGAACAAGAACUGAAUUCCUUUGCUGCUAGUCUGGAGCAUGAGCUCUCUGUCGCACAAGAGCGUCAUGAUAUCCACUUAGACGUUCUUCGCCAGGAGAUAAGCACCAUUUGUCUCAGGCUGGAGAAAAUCACCGAAGAGCAUGAUCAAGAGAAGAUAACUUUGUCGACAGAAUAUGACGAAAAGAUCCAAACACUUCAGGAUGAGUUAGACUGUAUCAAGAUUGACCAUGAGGAGGAGUUGGAACAGGUUCGACAGGACAUCCUCACAGCAGUCAGUGCCAUUAAAGCUAAUGAGGAACAAUCUGAGGAACAACUAGCAGACCAGGUCAAGGUCCUCAACAGGCAACUCACCUCACAGAAAGAAAAUUUUGUGGCUGCCCUAGAACAACUGCAGACAUCUCUGACAGUGACUGGUGCAAAUGAUGCCCUGGCUCAGAAAUUGGAAGAACAGAUAGAGCAUCUCCAGUCAUCUGGAACCCUCCAUCCUGACCAGCUCCACAUCUGCCCCGUGUCCCCUAUACCUACCUCACCCCCACCCAUUAAGGAGUUUGAUGAACCAAAUCAUGAUGACAGCAAUACUGAGGAGUGCAGUGAGAACAAGUGCAUUGCCAAUGCCUUGGACAAGUCUUCUCAUGAUUAUGAACUGGAGCUGCUGAAGAAAGAGAAAGAGGAAGCUCUGGCAGAGGAAGUGAGAACUACUAAAGCUGCAUUGGAUGCCAUGAGAAAAGCCUACGAAGAAGAUCUGGAAGAAGAGAAAGAAAAGUACAGGGUGGCUUUGAAGACAAUGUUCACUGACGACUUUGUGGAAGAAAUCCGAAAUCGUCAUGAAAAUGAAGUGACAAAGCUACAGGAGGAGUUGUCACAGGUGACGAUGCACUACGAUAGUCGCAGUGAAGAUUACAAACUCUUGGAGGACAAACUGGAGUCAACUAAAAGAGAGUAUGACAGCCACAUCAACCAACUAAUCAAGAGUAAUGAGCAGCUGAAUAGUCUUGUGAAUGAGGAGAUCAAUAAGUUGAAGGAUUUCAUCCAGAACAGAACUAUGGCCAGUGUUCCAGGCAAUGCCACUAUUGAAGAGGAGCUGUAUGAUGCUCAGAUUAUGGUUCGAGUGAAGGAUGCUGAAUUACAAAAACUGAGGUCUCAAGUCAAGAACUUAGAAAAUAACCUGGAAAGAACCACAGAGGAACAAAGACAAAGUAUGACCCAAUAUCUGCAGAUGUACAAGAAAUAUACUGAGCUACAGAACAAAAUAAAACAGGAUAUUUCUGCCAAAGAAAAAGAAGAUUCCAAAGACAAGAAUAGGCAAUUACGCAGAACUCCUUCCUUUCACCACAGAGCCCGUAGUCCAAGCCCGACUCAGCAAAAUCCAACCAAGAAAGAUGAACAUCAAAGUCGUGACUCUCACAAACGGCGUUGUCAUCUGGAUGUUAAAGACUUGAAAAGAUCCAAAAGUAGUCCCUCUCUGCCAUUUGUCUUUGAUGGUCGUCUUCCUUUUGGACAAGGCAAACACAGAGACUCUCUCGGAAGUUCCAAGUACUCCAAAGCCAAAAGCAAGGCUUCUAAUGUGUAACAUUCAACAAACAUCAAAAUAGAACCUACAUGUGGUAUUAUAUAUAUGGACAUGAUCAUACAUUAUUUUAUUCCAAUAUGAAGGUUUAUUAGGAUGCUGACAAUAAUUCGAUUAUCCUUUUUUUCAUUUUCAUGUCACUGUGUAAAAAUCUUUUCUUAAAGUAAAAACUGCUGGUCAGUUUAACUUUCAAAUCUGGCAGAUCUGCAACUACGCAUUAACAAAACCAAAUUACACUACAAUCGCUCUUCCUUAUCAAUUGGUUAGCUGCUGAUAUUUUUAAGGAGACGUGUUAUGUUCUUGCCAUAUGUAUUGGAUUUGUUUUACAACUGUGAUUCAAAAAGUCUGUUAUUCCAAACCAAUAAGUGCAACCUUUACUUAUUGAAACAAGAAGGGUUGUGAUUUAUACUUGUUCCUAAUUUUUUAUGUUUUCUUUUUAAUUUAAUGAAUGUCAUAUCAGUGGACCUUGUGAUGCUUUUUACAUUUCUUUGAUGUCAGAGAAGCGAUUUGCUAAUGUUUUACAAAGGUUGGCCACAAUUGUUAGAUUUUAUUUGGUUGUAGUAACAUUUGCUAAGCAGAUGGUCAGUGCUUUGAUAAUCAUGAUUUUUUGUUUUUAAAUUUGUUUUUGUAUAUCAUCUUCUAAUAUAUACAUGUGUUAUGAUAGGUCUAUUAAAACCUGCUUCAUUUCCUUUUCAUAUGAAAAAUAGGUUUUGAACUUGCAUUUAAGACAUGCAAGAUAGUUAUGCAAAUGCCACAAAAUUAUUGAAAACAUUGUUUGAAGAAUUUAUUGAAAGUUCUUCAUUGAUGUUACUUGCUGUAUUUGAUCAAACAUAAUGCUAAAGAUGAAACUGCCUGUGAUUUAAUUGUAAGUCUGUUUCACACCAUUAAAACUUUCAUUUAAAAAAUGUGUACAGCAAAAGUAUCAGAAAUGUAUUGUACAGCUUAUAUAAUUCAGAGAGAAUAAAUUCUAAUAAUGAAA
Molecule: messenger RNA, 9231 nt
Organism: Ostrea edulis (European flat oyster)
Lineage: Eukaryota; Metazoa; Mollusca; Bivalvia; Ostreida; Ostreidae
Exons: 23
Coding region: 276-8255 (2659 amino acids)
Biological process (GO): actin filament organization
Cellular component (GO): actin cytoskeleton
Molecular function (GO): actin filament binding
Source: RefSeq, a predicted model, not a curated record